Messenger RNA from Diabrotica virgifera virgifera (western corn rootworm), 940 nucleotides. RefSeq names its product farnesol dehydrogenase-like. The record is from RefSeq and is a predicted model, not a curated record. The transcript has 5 exons. NCBI's taxonomy places the organism in Eukaryota, Metazoa, Arthropoda, Insecta, Coleoptera, Chrysomelidae. Bases 102 to 875 code for a protein of 257 amino acids.
UUUACGUCUGUACAAUUUGAAAAAAUGUUAAGUGGUGUGAAUAAUGUAAAGCAAUAUAACUGAAGGUUAGAUAUUUACACCAGCUUGUGAAUCCGUUGAGAAUGGUUGUUAUCCUGGAUAAUAAAUGGGUAGGGAAAGUGGCAGUAGUGACAGGUGCUAGUUCUGGAAUCGGGAAAGCAAUUGCUGAACGCCUCGUAGAGGAGGGUAUGAAGGUUGUAGGUCUUGCAAGAAGUAAACAAAAACUUCAUUCAUUGGCAGAAUCACUUUCAUCGAAAAAAGGAGGAAAAUUAUAUAUUUUUCAAACCGAUGUAUCAAAGGAAGAUGCGAUUUUAAUGGCGUUCGCAUGGAUAAGGCACAACGUGGGUCCUAUACACGUAUUGAUUAAUAACGCUGCUGUUGCAAACUUAGGUCUUAUAAGUGAAAGUGAUACCAAAAAUUGGACAGAGAUCUUUCAAGUCAAUGUUAUCGGACUAUGUAUUGCUACACGAGAAGCGCUAAAAUCUAUGAAAGAAAACAACAUCGAUGGACACAUUAUAAACAUAAACAGUUUUUUGGGUCAUACAAUACCUACCUUUCAAAACGCUAAUAUGUAUCCUGCCAGCAAACAUGCCAAUAGAGUUAUUGCCGAGAUGCUCAGAAACGAAUUAGCACAUUUAGAGAAGAGGAUUAAAGUCACAACUUUAAGUCCGGGUCUCACUAACACACCCAUGGCAGAUAACGUUAGAGAGAAGAUACAAGAAUUUUCUCAAGGUGAUAAUGACGUGGCAUUGCUGGAACCGAAAAAUAUUGCUGAAACAGUUGUCUUUGUCAUAUCUACACCACCCACAGUGCAGAUAACUGAAUUAAUUGUACGACCUUUAGGAGAGACCUGUUGAAAGGAGAAAAAGCGGAAAUACAUGAUAUGAAUAUUUAAGUAAUUGAAUAAAAAAAUACAUCUAAC